UAACCGCACGGAAAACGCAACGAAAUCGAAAGUGUGUGCAUAGCGCGCGACUUGAAUCGCCAAGUGCUUCGUUCGGGGCGGGGGCAAUAUACCAAACCAUACCCAUCCGUCAACAUUACGUGUCAUCAUGCCGCCGGCUGGCCAACAACUCCGGCUUGCAGCCCUUGUUUACCUGACUCUAGCUCUGGGACUCUUAUGCAAUGCCAGCGAUGUUGAAACUGGGCAAAGAUACGCCAAUGAAUCACUCGCGGAGGCAGAGGCUCCCGGCUGGUCGCAGUUUCUCGAAGAUUACGUCUUGAGCCAAGGUAGCAGUAGCAGUGGCCAGCGAAAGUCCAAAGACCUGCCCUAUAUGGGUGGGGAUAUGGGCAUGAAUGGUCCGCUCAACUAUCACUCAUCCGCCUACAAGCGACCCGGCAACAACAUCUACAUAACCAGGAGGAUUGGCGAGGCGGUGGAGCUGGAGCCCCAUCUGCGAAAGCCCGUGGAGAGCCAGAGUCCCAUUGUGAGCCCCCAAUUUCGACCUAUGACCAAUCAGAUGUUGCACCAGCAACAUCAGCAGAUGCAGCAGCAACAACAGCAGCAGCAGCAACAACAGCAGUUGCAGCAACGCCAGCAACCUGGUUUCUUGCAGCAACUUUUUGGCAUAGGUGGCAGUACCGGAGGCGGUGGAGGUAAUCCUCCCCAGCAGCAUGUGCGACCUGUGCCGCUGCAGCAGCAGCAGGCUCCGCAGCAACACCUGCAGCAACAUCCUAUAGGCGGUGGAGGUGGCCAGCCAACCACAUUCCGAGCUGUUUCCGAGAACGAUCUUUAUCUGCUGGGAGCCAUUGAGAAGUUGGUAUAUCGAGUGGAUUAUCUAGAAAGUCGUGUGCGGCGCUCAGAGCAGUUGAUCUACUACCUCAUGGCCGGCAACAAUCAGAAGGAGGUGAAGGAUCCCUGUCCCACGAACUUCACCCGCAUCAGCGACAACUGCUACUACAUCAACAGCCAGCAGCAGGUGAACUGGAAGACGGCCAACUCCGCUUGCAAGGGUCUCAACUCGCACCUGGCCGAGUUCGAAAAGGUCUCGGAGAACGAGGAGAUCAUGGCCUAUCUGUUAAACCAACCCGCCCACAGGGGUCGCGAUUACUGGCUGGGCGGUCUGAACCCGGGACUCCUCUGGAUCUGGUCCAACUCGGCCAAGCCAGUGAAUCCCAACAUGAAUCUAACAUCGAUUGCCAUGACCCAGAAGGGUGAGAACUCCACGGCCGCCAAUCUGGUAGACAGUUCGGAGAAGGCGGCGGAGGAGGUGGCCGGCGAGGAUGUGCUGAACAACACGGUUCAGAUCGAGGGCAAGGGUCGCUGUCUGCGGCUGAGCUACAAUGCCGGGAAGCAUAGCUAUGUGUACUACGGACAGGAGUGCACCUCGCGACACUACUACAUCUGCGAGCACGAGGACAAGACGCUAGACAACAAGAUCAAGAAGAUCGCCCGUGAGCUAAGGCUUUUCGAGUGAGGAUGGGAUCCAAUCCAAUCCGAUCCUCAUGUGAUACUCGCAGU
Drosophila subpulchrella is the source of this 1536-nucleotide messenger RNA. RefSeq names its product myb-like protein P. Lineage: Eukaryota; Metazoa; Arthropoda; Insecta; Diptera; Drosophilidae. The record is from RefSeq and is a predicted model, not a curated record. The coding region runs from base 128 to 1492 and encodes 454 amino acids. The transcript is spliced from 3 exons.